AUGCCUCCUUUACCAGACGAAGAGUGUCCACUGACAAUCUUCGCAGAUAUCCACUAUUAUUUUACAGGUCCCACGUCGAAGCCCCUCCUGCACCGAUUUGAUAAGGAGUCAUAUUUCUACGUCUAUUACGAUGCAUCGCGACAUAAGUCAAGGAUUGAAGUCGCAAAUAACGUAGGCACACCAGAUCAGGAUUCCUUUUAUGGAGCUUUGGAUCAUGUCCACUUGCAAAACUCCGCUGCGUUCCCAACCCGGUGUACGGUAACAGUCGAUGGAUUGAACACCGGCCAGGUGGAAUCCUCCCCGCCAGGCGCUGAUCCAUAUGAAUGGAGACUGGCUAGCAAAGAGGCAAAUGGUCUCCUUCGUCUUCAUGCUCUGGACAUAUACUUCUGGAGUUUAGACGAUGCCAAUCAGUUUAUGGACUUGGUCGUGACAAUAUUACGUCCUGAGCAGAUCGGUUUGGUUCGAUCUGUUCCCACGGAGUCUGACCAGGUCUUAGACCCCGUCGUUCAGCAACUGGAGACAGUGGCCAUCACGGACCCAGGCUAUCAGAAUGGACAGACUCUAGACUCAAAACCUGAGUCAGCUUCGAGUCUUGUUCGGAAUCCUCCAAAUCUCGCAGACACUGUCAGUUUCCCACCCCCGCCCCCUGGUGGACCGCCAAUUUCGUCUCAGUCGACCCCGACCACUACCGGUACUCCGUCAGAAGAACAUAAAGAAUCUGCGAACGUGGCUCCUCUGCCGUACAACCCAGCCGCCCCGGCAGCACCGGAACUGAUAAAACAUCGCGAGAAGACACCGCCUCCCCCAGAUGCUGAGACAGGGACUGGACUUGCCGCUGCAGUGGCAGCAGACUAUGGGGUUCCAUAUACUCAACCCCAGUCAUUGGGAGAGGGUCAUGCUCCCCUAUCGAGCCAGACAUCUUUCUAUUCUCCUCCUGCAACUAUGCCUAGCAGCUUUGCACCGUCGCCUGCAAGUGUCGAUCUGACCCAUUCCAGAUCAGUAUCGUCUAGCACAAGCACAGGACCACCCAGGACUGCAUAUUCGUCGGGAUCUUCUGUGGUGACCUCACCUGGUGCCUACCCGUUGACUACAGCGGGCACACCCAUGCUGUCAUCACAGAUGGCUUUUGCACCACCUCUACAGGAUCCGAAUGCACACCUUCACAGCCAGCAGCAGUAUGCAUAUGUCUCUCAGGCGCCGGAAACUAGGUUACUGCGCCAGCAAACUGCGCCCCUGCUGGAUGGAUAUUCCAGCUCCUCUUACCAGCAACAUCUGACACACCACCAUAACCCCUCUGGAUCUGGUAAUGAAUAUGACAUUCACAGCCAGGUCUAUCGUCCUACCGAGGUAGAGGCACAAUCGCAUUACCAAAAAUAUGCCGACAACGCGAUGAAGAAUUCCGGUCAACGUGCACGGAAGCUGGAAGAAAGUGCGGCACGGGUGGAAAAUAGCGUCAAUAAAUUCUUGAAGAGACUCGAACGAAGGAUUGCUUGA
This is a messenger RNA of Monascus purpureus, 1494 nucleotides long. Lineage: Eukaryota; Fungi; Ascomycota; Eurotiomycetes; Eurotiales; Aspergillaceae. The record is from the annotation of a GenBank genome assembly.